Molecule: messenger RNA, 1226 nt
Organism: Drosophila serrata
Lineage: Eukaryota; Metazoa; Arthropoda; Insecta; Diptera; Drosophilidae
Source: RefSeq, a predicted model, not a curated record
UACACGCAAUCCUGCUGAGCCAGGGACUCUGCUGCGAAUUGCGGACUCCUGACUCCUGGCUCCUGGCUCCUGGCUCGUUGUCCGUGCUCCAUACUCCUGGCACGCAAGUGGCCAAAAAAAUUUUUGCUAACCACUUGCGCUGGGCUGUUUUUCGCUGGCUUUCUCCGGACCGCCGAAGCCCAUUCAGUUUAAAUUUAACUCGCGGCGGGCCAAGUACACGAAAAUCGAGCAAAGAGCCCAGUCGAGCGGCGAAAAUAAGAAAGAACUCCGCUCUGUUCUGAAUGUGCUGCACAAAUAUUGGUUGUUGUCCCCGUCAUUAAAAGCGCAUUUUGUUUUGCCAGCUAAUUACGAAAAAGUGAAGGACGGUGAAUGAUGGGGAAUACCCCGCUGAGCGAAAAGAUGAUGUAUUAAUUUCAAGUGACACACAAAAAAAAAAACACCCGAGCACGACAUUGCCCCAAAGUCAAUUCCCCAUUUGGGCUCCAUGUUGAAACCGGGCGACAACGAGGUGGGUGUUGUUCUAACUGAGACAUCAGGAGUCUACGCAGAGUGCCCGGAUCCGGUGCCACAGGAGAUACCGGAGCCCACGGAGAGCCGCUUCAGCCGGCUGACCGUCAUUACCAUCGUGGUCGUUGCCGCAAUUCGCGCCAUGAGUCGUCUGAGGCGUGAAAGCAGCCGUCAAAGCGUCAUCACCGUCGAGCUGAUACAGUUCAUAAUUCAGUAUCGUGCCAAGGAGACGCAGGAGAAGAAGAAAAGGUGCAGUCCCAGUGUGUGUUCAGUUUCUAAAUACUAUUUCAAAAAAUCAAAGAGAAAGCAAAGAAAAACCAUGUUUUGUGUCUCUGAAAUGCAGCAUGCCCUGCUAUCCGAAUGGUAUUAAUUACAAUAUAAUUCUUUACAAACUAAAAUAAACCAAGUGUAGAAUAAAGCCAAGCUUGGUUGGCCAAAUAAACAUCCCAAACCGCAACAAUAUAUAUACUCUCUGGCACUGGCUAGGAAAUGCACACAAAAUAAAUUCACAUGACAAAUGGUAGCCACAGUUUAUGGGGAGUGUGUGUUAUGUAAGGACAAUGGUGACACUGGGGUGGGGAAAAAGAGUCCUGUUUUUGGUAGUGUUGGAAGGACAUUUUUUGACCAGGAAGUUGAGGGCAAAAUGAGAGGGAUGACAAGAGUUUUUUACUUCAUUUUCAAGUACAUUUCUCUUUAUUAAUAAACCAAAAAUGUUUGUU